Messenger RNA from Dimorphilus gyrociliatus, 1027 nucleotides. Lineage: Eukaryota; Metazoa; Annelida; Polychaeta; Dinophilidae. The record is from the annotation of a GenBank genome assembly.
AGAAUCAUUGUUGGUUUCGUAAACGCUUUGGAAAAAUCGGUUUUCAAAGCAUUCUGAUAUUGCAAUGUUAGUUUACAUUUUAAAAUAAAUUUUAAUAAUUAUUUUGUAAUAAAAGCAUUUCGGUCUAUUAGUAUUUGAAUUUGCUGGAAUUUCCAUUGCAGUCAAGAAAUCGGGGUUCUUGCCGCUUGUGUGAUCGAUAAUACCAAAUUGUUUUGUUUAUAAUGGCCGAUGUUGAGGAUUAUUCAAAACUAAAAGUUGUCGAUUUACGUAAAUUAUGCAAAGAAAAAGGUCUAGAUCACUCUGGAAAUAAAGCAGACCUGGUGAACAGGUUACAAGAACGAGCAGCUGAAGAAGAAAUAGGAGACCUUACAGCUGACAUUGGAGGAGACGACGUCACAGACGAUGUGUUAAAUGAUGGGGAGCUUAGUGAUCCAAAUGAUGAUGACCAUGUCAAAGACGGUGAUAAAUCCACCGUAUCAAAUUCCAAUCCAGAACAAGGAAAACCUAAUAAAAAACCAGAGGAAAAAGAACCAACCCAACCGAAAUCAGAAUCAGCUUCUUCAGCAGCAACAAAAUUAGAAGAGAGAGCAAAAAGAUUUGGAGGUUUUGUCUCAGAUGAGGCUAAGAAAGCUCACAGAGCAGCUAGAUUUGGCCAAGCUACAAGUCCCGACGUGCUAAAGCGUCGCGCGGAACGUUUUGGUCAAGUCAAUUCUACUAAAGACUCAGCUAAAUCAGCCAAUACUGAUACAAGUGCCAGCUCCGAAAAACUUCUGGAGAGAGCAAAACGUUUCGGAAUUCAAACUAAAGAGACUAAAGAGGAGCAAUUAAGAAAGAGAUCAGAAAGAUUUGACGUAGAAGCUAUCAAUAAGAAAAAGGCUCGCGCUGAAAGAUUUAAAAUAAAAAGCUAAAUGAAUAACUUUCUGUAUAUUGAUCUUCUUUGUUAUAGAUAGUCUAUGCGUAGUGGUUCAUUUCUCUGCUGUUAAUAAAAUUGUUCUGUCUUCACUAUUUUUUAAAACUAUUGGAGGUU